Molecule: messenger RNA, 933 nt
Organism: Neurospora tetraspora
Lineage: Eukaryota; Fungi; Ascomycota; Sordariomycetes; Sordariales; Sordariaceae
Product: NADP-dependent oxidoreductase domain-containing protein
Exons: 6
Coding region: 1-933 (310 amino acids)
Cellular component (GO): cytosol
Molecular function (GO): aldose reductase (NADPH) activity
Source: RefSeq, a predicted model, not a curated record
AUGGCCACCAAAACCUUCAAGCUCAACACCGGAGCUGACAUCCCCGCGCUGGGACUUGGCACCUGGCAAGGCGAAUCCACCCUAGUAAAAGACGCCGUCGUCGCCGCCCUCAAAGCCGGCUACCGCCUCAUCGACACGGCUUACUGCUACGGAAACGAGGAGCACGUCGGCGCGGGCCUGAAAGAGGCGUUUGACCAGGGCAUCGUCAAGCGCGAGGACGUGUUUGUCGUGACGAAGCUGUGGGCGACGUACGCGAGCCGGGCGGAGGUGGGGCUGGAGAAGAGUUUGAGGAAUUUGGGGUUAGAAUAUGUUGAUUUGUUUUUGGUGCAUUGGCCGCUUUUGAUGAACCCUGAAGGCAACGAUGACAGAUUCCCCAAGCUUCCCAACGGCGAGCGCGACAUCCUUCGCGACUACAGCCACAUUCAGAUCUGGAAGAACAUGGAGAAGCUGGUAGAGUCGGGCAAGACCAAGGCUAUUGGUGUUUCCAACUACAGCAAGCGCUACCUCGAAGAACUCCUCCCCCACGCCACCAUCGUCCCAGCCGUCAACCAAAUCGAGAACCACCCGCAACUGCCCCAGCAAGAGAUUGUCGACUUUUGCAAGGAGAAGGGCAUCCACAUCAUGGCGUACUCGCCGUUCGGCAGCACCGGCAGCCCCGUGACGAGCGCCGAGCCGGUGGUUAAAGUUGCUGAGAAGCAUGGCGUUAAGCCUACUACUGUGUUGUUGAGUUAUCACCUUUACCGUGGAAGCACCGUUCUGCCCAAGUCAACGAACCCGGACCGCAUUGAGGCUAACGCCAAGUUGAUCGAGUUGGAUGCUGAGGACCAGAAGCUUCUGAAUGAUUAUUCGGAGCAGUUGGUUAAGGAGGGCAAAGUGCAGCGUUAUAUUUACCCACCGUUUGGGGUUGAUUUCGGGUUCCCGGAUAAGUCGUAG